This is a messenger RNA of Lotus japonicus, 761 nucleotides long. Its product is annotated as eukaryotic translation initiation factor 5A-5. The transcript has 5 exons. The record is from RefSeq and is a predicted model, not a curated record. Bases 101 to 580 code for a protein of 159 amino acids. Gene Ontology annotation, biological process: positive regulation of translational elongation; positive regulation of translational termination. Gene Ontology annotation, molecular function: ribosome binding; translation elongation factor activity; RNA binding. Lineage: Eukaryota; Viridiplantae; Streptophyta; Magnoliopsida; Fabales; Fabaceae.
AUUUGGACUUGGUUUUCUCCGCCCCCAAUCUCCUCUUCAUCUCGUUUCGCAAUCUCUGAGUCGAAUCGGUGAGUUUACCUGAGUCGAGUCGAGUCGAGUCAUGUCGGACGAGGAGCACCACUUCGAGUCAAAGGCCGACGCCGGAGCCUCCAAGACCUAUCCUCAGCAAGCCGGCACCAUCCGCAAAAGCGGUUACAUCGUCAUCAAGGGUCGUCCCUGCAAGGUUGUUGAGGUUUCAACCUCCAAGACUGGUAAGCAUGGUCAUGCUAAGUGCCACUUUGUUGCAAUUGAUAUUUUCACUGCCAAAAAGCUUGAGGAUAUUGUUCCCUCUUCCCACAAUUGUGAUGUUCCUCAUGUGAAUCGUACUGACUACCAGUUGAUUGAUAUUGCUGAGGAUGGAUUUCUGAGCCUGCUUACUGAAAAUGGGAACACCAAGGAUGACCUCAAGCUCCCUACUGAUGAGGCUCUACUUUCUCAGAUAAAGGAUGGGUUUGCUGAGGGUAAGGACCUUGUUUUGAGCGUUAUGUCUGCAAUGGGUGAGGAGCAGAUUUGUGCCCUGAAGGAUAUUGGGCCAAAGUAAGGCAGUUUGCUGUCUCUUAUUUAAGAAAAUGAUAUUUUUGUAUCUUGUUAAACUGGACUCUAGUCAGACUAGUCUUGCCAACAAUGUUUAUGGAUGUGACAGAAACUCUGACAUUUUUUGCUUUCCAUGUUCUCCCCAGAUUUUCUUAUAAAAUACAACAACCCUGUUUUCAGAUGGAAAA